AUGAGCGCGGCCGCGUCGGGGGGGCCCCAUCGGGCCCUUGGCACGGCCCCAGCCCCGGCGCAGCGCGGCAGGGCGAGGAAGCCGGUGGCCGUCACCUACGAGGCCGAGGCCCACGGGCCGGCGUGGGAGCCGCAGGACUGGAGGCAGCAGCUGGCGCACAUCCGGGCCAUGCGCCACGCCAGGGACGCGCCCGUGGACCGGCUGGGGGCCGACCAGUGCUUUGACCGCGGCGCCCCCCCGGAGGUGAGGCGCUACCAGGUUCUGCUGUCACUGAUGCUCUCCAGUCAGACCAAGGACGAGGUGACCUCGGCGGCCAUGCUGCGCCUGAGGGAGCACGGCCUCACGGUGGACAACAUUUUGCAGACGGAUGACGCGGCUCUUGGGCGGCUCAUUUACCCCGUGGGCUUCUGGAGGAACAAGGUGAAGUACAUCAAGCAGACGACCGCGAUCCUGAAGGAGCAGUACGGGAGCGAUAUCCCCAGGACAGUCAAGGAGCUGGUGAAGCUGCCAGGUGUGGGGCCCAAGAUGGCCCACUUGGCCAUGAACAUCGCCUGGAACGACAUAUCUGGGAUAGGUGUGGACACCCACGUGCACCGGAUUGCCAACCGGCUGAAGUGGGUGAAGAAGGAAACCAGAACCCCUGAGGCGACCCGUGUGGCACUGGAGGACUGGCUGCCCAGGGACCUCUGGAGCGAAAUCAACUGGCUUCUGGUGGGCUUUGGCCAGCAGACCUGCCUGCCUGUGGGCCCGCGCUGCGCAGACUGCCUCAACCAGGCCCUUUGCCCUGCGGCUAAGAGGUGCUGAGGGCAUGGCCCAGAACCACAGAGCUGCUCCAGGCCUGUCCGGCAACUGCAGUCCGAGCCCAGGGGGAACAUAACGGGUGUUACAAGGGCUCUGCUGAGACACUUGGAAGCAUCGCCCUUGGCUUCUGCUUCCUCCUCGUAAAAGGGAACCAGGCCUCUGAGUCAGCGCUGCAAGC
Molecule: messenger RNA, 979 nt
Organism: Gavialis gangeticus (Gharial)
Lineage: Eukaryota; Metazoa; Chordata; Crocodylia; Gavialidae
Gene: NTHL1
Product: nth like DNA glycosylase 1
Exons: 6
Coding region: 1-804 (267 amino acids)
Biological process (GO): base-excision repair; nucleotide-excision repair; base-excision repair, AP site formation
Cellular component (GO): nucleus
Molecular function (GO): DNA binding; oxidized pyrimidine nucleobase lesion DNA N-glycosylase activity; DNA-(apurinic or apyrimidinic site) endonuclease activity
Source: RefSeq, a predicted model, not a curated record